This is a messenger RNA of Loxodonta africana (African savanna elephant), 6912 nucleotides long. RefSeq names its product cAMP responsive element binding protein 3 like 2 (gene CREB3L2). Lineage: Eukaryota; Metazoa; Chordata; Mammalia; Proboscidea; Elephantidae. Gene Ontology annotation, biological process: regulation of transcription by RNA polymerase II. The record is from RefSeq and is a predicted model, not a curated record. The transcript is spliced from 12 exons. Bases 61 to 1623 code for a protein of 520 amino acids. Gene Ontology annotation, molecular function: cAMP response element binding; DNA-binding transcription factor activity, RNA polymerase II-specific.
CGCGCACGUCCACGCGCGCGGACACCCCCACGCGCUCCCACCCACCCGCACCCAGCCAGCAUGGAGGUGCUGGAGAGCGGGGAGCAGGGCACCCUGCAGUGGGACCGCAAGCUGAGUGAGCUGUCGGAGCCCGGCGACGGCGACGCGCUCCUGUACCCCACGCACUUCUCAGAACUUCUGGAUGAGUUCUCCCAGAACGUCUUGGGCCAGCUCCUGAACGACCCUUUCCUCUCGGAGAAGAGCGAGUCGAUGGAGGUGGGGCCGUCCCCGACGUCGCCUGCGCCCCUCAUCCAGGCUGAGCACAGCUACUCCCUGUGUGAGGAGCCGCGCGCCCAGUCGCCCUUCAGCCACACUGCCCCCGGAGAUGGCUUCAAUGAUGAUGAAGUGGAAAGUGAAAAAUGGUUCCUGUCUACAGACUUUUCUUCAACGACCAUCAAGACAGAGCCGAUCACGGAUGAGCCGCCUCCAGGACUUGUCCCCUCUGUCACGCUGACCAUCACAGCCAUCUCCACUCCUUUGGAAAAGGAGGAGCCCCCUCUGGAAAUGAACGCUGGGGUCGACUCCUCGUGCCAGACCGUUAUCCCCACGAUUAAGCUGGAGCCUCACGAAGUGGAUCAGUUCCUCAACUUCUCCUCUAAAGAAGCCUCCGUGGACCACCUGCACCUACCGCCAACCCCUCCCAGCAGCCACAGCAGCGACUCGGAGGGCAGCCUGAGCCCCAACCCACGCCUGCACCCCUUCAGCCUGCCGCAGACUCCCAGCCCUGCCCGGGCCGGGGUGCGGGCACCCUCCUCCCUCUCCAGCUCUCCCCUCCUCACCGCCCCACAUAAACUGCAGGGGUCGGGCCCACUGGUCCUGACGGAGGAGGAGAAGAGGACUCUGAUCGCCGAGGGCUACCCCAUCCCCACCAAAUUGCCCCUAACCAAGUCAGAGGAGAAGGCCCUGAAGAAAAUCCGGAGGAAAAUCAAGAAUAAGAUUUCUGCCCAGGAGAGCAGGAGAAAGAAGAAAGAAUACAUGGACAGUUUGGAGAAAAAAGUGGAGUCUUGUUCAACUGAGAACCUGGAGCUUCGGAAGAAGGUGGAGGUUCUGGAGAACACCAACAGAACUCUCCUCCAGCAGCUGCAGAAGCUUCAGGCCUUGGUCAUGGGCAAGGUUUCUCGGACCUGCAAGUUAGCCGGCACGCAGACCAGCACCUGCCUCAUGGUCGUUGUGCUCUGCUUUGCUGUGGCGUUUGGCAGCAUUUUCCAGGGCUCUGGGCCCUAUCCCUCUGCCACAAAGAUGGCCCUGCCCAGCCAGCAUUCCGUGCCAGAGCCAUAUACAGCUUCUGUCGUGAGAUCCAGAAACCUGCUUAUCUACGAGGAACACUCUCCCCUGGAGGAACCGUCCAGCGCAGCAUCGCCGGGGGAGCUGGGGGCCUGGGACAGGGGUUCCUCCCUGCUCCGGGCGUCGGGGCUGGAGGCCAGGCCGGAUGUGGAUCUUCCCCAGUUCCUCCUGUCGAAUGAGACGAGCCUGGAGAAGGCUGUGCUUCUGGAGCUGCAGCAGCACCUGGUCAGCUCUAAACUGGAGGGGAACGAAACACUAAAAGUUGUCCAGCUCGACAGAAGAGUGAACGCCACCUUUUAAAGAGGCAACCUGCACCCCCCGCCCUACUCGUAACUCCGUUGCUACAUCACCAAAUCACCUCUGUUAUAGCUUUUUCCUUUUUGCCGCCCAAUCUUGACGAAGACGUGGACGGGUGGGCAUCGGGGGCUGUGGAUGGGAGGAGGCCGGGUACCUUCAGGCAGGGAGAGCAUCCCAUCCCCAGGCCUGUGACCCCUCGCAGCGGGGAGCUGGCGUCUCUUGCUCCCCUGCCCCCGUCUCUCACUGCCUUAGGAAAUUGCAUUGGGGUGGGCAUGGGAUGAGUGGGCUUGUUUCCACCAAUAGUGCCAAAAAGAUACUGCCUGAUCCUCCCCUCCUGAAGGAAGAGAUGGCUUGUUCAUUUGAGAACCCAGACUCCAGCCACAAACCACAUGCCUGUUGGGACUGGUGGCGCACCGACCUAUGUCCUCCUGCCCUCCUGCCUGGGGCUCCAGCGGCAGCGCUGGGAGCCGGAGUGUCACGUCAGCACCCCCCACUCUGCCCUUGUGUCCUCGCUGGCAGGCGGGCUGGCAUCUCAGGCCACAUGUGCAAUGCCUAAAGGACUUUUCUCCUCCAGGGGAACCUGUCCCCUACUGCUUGUAGGAUUACCCAUACCUGUUCCCACACACGCUUACUUCCACCCCCCAGCUUCUCCUCCCUGUUUGUAAAUAGUAUUUAUUAGCAUUCUGAGGCUGCCCACCAGUCCCCACCCUGAAGCUUCAAUGCCUCUUUCCAAGCCAGCAAAGCUUCUGUUGACCUUUGGAGCCAAGGGGGCACAGUCGGCCCUGGGGUUCCCCCUCUCUCCAGACCCUGCUUUGUGUCCUUUCUUUUUGACUGGAGGUCUCUAAAGUCAUGCCAGCUGAGACCCCCUUACAAGGGGUCCCCUGUAGAAGGAGCUUGAGGUAUAGUGGAUUAGUGCCAUGCUCAGCUCUGUGGCUGUCUGGCCAGAAGCUUUUCCUGUCCUGUGUCCUGUGACAGGGAGGGGAGUCCUGACAACAGGGAUUGUGGACAGCCUUGACGGCAUAUCUCCACACCUGCUCCUACCCCCAGCACCCCGUCAGCUUGGCCUUCCUCUUCCCCGGCCUUAACCAGAGGGGUGAGCCUGAGGCCCCUUCCUGGGCUGGCGGAGGUGACCUUUGUGUACCCGCAUAUUUACCUUAUAUAAUCAGGUUUGCUACUUUGCAGCUCACCCAAAGACAGACAACCUAACCCACCUACCUUCUUCGAGUUUUCUUUUUUAAUGAUUAAAAGUAAGUUUUGUAGUUAAAGAAGACAAACCUUUCCUCUUUCAUACAAAUAAGAAAUGGAAAUUGCCUUUUUAUCGUAUAAUGCAGAAGACCCCCCCCCCCGCCCCGCCCAAGUGUUUUUUCCCAGCUUGUAAAAGAUUUUGUGUAGGGAAUUUACUGAGAUUUUGUACUUUAUUACUAGCAGCGAUUGAAGAGCCUUUGGUGUCUACUUUCGGUCUCGUUUUCUUCUCUCUGUUCUCUCUCUGUCUCAGCUGCUGACAUUAUCAUUGGUGUCUGUACCUAGGAGGGAUUAAACCCACACACAGCCUUCGUUUCCACAUCAGUAGCUGGAUUUGGUGCACACGUACCUCGUAAGCGGAUUCCUGCUUCAUCUGCCCAGGUGCACCUGGGUCUCCCGGAGCGGCUCCCCUCCCCCUGCCAUGAUUGGCGGCUCAGGCCGGUCUGUGGCUGAGCCCAUCUCCUCAGCAGUGUGUGGGAGCCACACUGGGGUUGUCCUAGUCCUGGGAGCCCUGCUGUCUGGAUGGUUCUCAUUGAUCCUUGCCUCGGCAGGGGCGAGCUAAGGCCAGCCGAGCUGGGGGAAGAGGGGCUUGAUAGCAGGCCCCUUCCUCUGCUGGGCCCUCUCCUACAUGAGAUCCUCCAGGGCCUGGAUGGUGUCUGGUAACCACAGGCCACUGCUUACCCGUCCCUCUCUUGACGUUUUUAUGUAAAUACCAGGUGUAGGUCAGUAAGCGGGGGCUUAGGAAAGGUCCAACAAAACCAGUUAUUGUUGAUUCCAACUCAUGGCGCUCCCAUGUGUGUCAGAGCAGAGCUGUGCUCCGUAGGGUCUUCAAUGGGCGCUCCCAUGUGUGUCAGAGCAGAGCUGUGCUCCGUAGGGUCUUCAAUGGCUGGUUUCUCAGAAGGAGAUUGCCAGGCCUUUCUUUUGAGGCACCUCUGGACGGACUUGAACUACCAACCUUUUGGUCAGCAGUGGAGUGUGUUAAUCAUUUGUACCACCCAGGACUCCAGGGAAUAAACAUGUUGAUUGUAUUUUUCAUCAUGUAAAAAGGUUUCCUGCCCCUUUCUUUGAUUCUACUAGUUAGGGAGAUGUCUUAGAAAAACCCAGAGAACCAAGACUUUUUACUUAGUGAGUCCCGAGCUUCUGGUGUGGUUCUUUCCGUAGCUCUCGACUUUGCAGUUGGACUUGGAGACCGUGAAUGAAAGGCGGCCCGGCCAGCUCUGGGCUCUGGAGCCUCACUCACAAACAGAGUGUCACAUAAAUGUCUGACAGCUGAGCCCGGUGCACCUUUUUGGCAGGCGACAGGAAUGAGGUUUGACACCAGUACAGGAAAAGCUAGGUAACCUUUUUAAGUUAAUAUAAAGGGUUUUGAUUUGGAGACCUAAUUAUGAAAGGAGGUUUUAGUUCAGCGUAUUUACAGACCAACUCUAAGUACUGUGUUUGUUUGUUUUGUCCCCUGAGUUUUUCUGUUUCGCUCUCGAAUGCCCAGGGAGGGCCUCCGCUCUUAUGUGCUCACACAGUGGGGAGGCCAAGUGGACUCAGGUUUCGGUCCCGCAUCAGUGCCUGGCAGCUUUGCCCCUAAGUGCCUUGGUAAGGUGGUUUCUCAGCAUUCCUUGGCUUCUCCCUCCCAUGUCCUCAGACGAAGCAAAGCCAUAAAGCCAGAGUCAGGGCCUUGCAGGGCCGCCGCCUCCAAACAUCCCCUGAGAUGUGUGUUCGAGCACAACUCAGAAAUGGAGACACCCGCCCCCAGGAGAGCAAUCAGAGGAGCCCAGCAGGCCACGCUCCCCUGGGCGGCUGAGAUGGAAGAAGCUGAUAGCAACCACAAGCUUCUAGAACUGUGAGCUGAUAAAUUUCCGUUCCUAUUUAAAAAAACAAAACAAAACAUUGCCAUCUGGACAGAACCCCAGGAAUCUUCUGUUGGGCCCCGAUCUUCAUUCAUUUGAGUAGUUUAUAUUUUUGUUUAAAUACACUUGCUGGUUUGCUGUGUUAUUUAUGUUUCACUAAUGUAGGUGAAAAUAGCAAGCAAUACUUGCUCAAAUAAAAACUGGCUGUCCAAAAAAAAAAAAGAGGCUGUUAGCCCCCAACCCGCUUGUCUGCUGGGCUGGUUAUGUUGAGUCCAUUCAUUGAGGAACUGAGGGCUGGCUGGACCAGAACCAUGAUGGGGUCUCACCCUGGGGAGGUUACUUAAUGAGACCGCUUCUCAGCCGAGACAGUGAGUAGACAAGUGGUCAGAUAAGCCCCCCUGGGAGGGGAGUACAGGAGAGAGCAGAGGGGCUUCAAGGAGCCAGAGACACGUAUCCUUGAUUCCAUUUUUCCAUUCAGUCAGUCAGAUAGACAGAAAGUCUUCAGACAUAAAGACACUCCUAGGAUGGUUCAGUUUUACUGAGGACAAGGUCCCAAGGAAUAUUGGGGAAUAAGAUGGGGCUGGGGACACUUGUAGAAUCAAGAGUGAUUCAAAACACAUGUCUUAGUUAUCUAGUGUUGCUAUAACAGAAAUGCCAGAAGUGGGUGACUUCAACAAAUCUAUUUCCUCACCGUUUAGGGGGCUAGAAGUCCUAAUUCAGCAUGACGGUUCUAUGGGAAGGCCCUCUUUUCUUUCUCUGUCGAUUCUGGAGGAAGGUCCUUGUCUUUUUCUGAGCUUCUGCUCCUGGGCGAUCUUCAUAUGGCUUGACAUCUCUCUUCCCCCAUCUCUGUUCUGCUCACUUGUUUAAUCUCUUAUAUCUCACAAGAGAUUGAUUGACUCAAGAUAUACCCACACUAAUCCUGCCUCAUUAACAUAACAGAACAAAUUUGCAAAUACGAUUAUAAUCACAGGUAUAGAUUUACAACACAUGGGGGGGGAUAUAAUUCAAUCUAUAACAGGCUAGAUUUCUCUGUGUCUCUUUUUGUGUUUCUGUCUCUGUCACACACACACACAUGCACACACAUUCCUCCUUCCUUAAAGAUACCUGUUUGUGCCUUAAAUGUGCCUUAUCUGAGUCCAGGGUGACUGAGGAAGCCUGUGUCUGUGCAACAUUGUAUACACAUAGCCUUAUAGUAUUAGACCGAAGUAGAUCCAUUUUCCCCAAGGCUGAAAAAUGGUUUCCUAAAACAGAGCCACAGUUGGGUUUGCACCUCAGGGGAGAGUUAUUUCCAUCAGGAAAGUCCUGUAUUGUAGCUAUGGCCACAUGAAGAAUGGCCAGGGAGGAGUAAAGGCAUUACAACCUCCCGGCGUUUCCAGCGCACCUGGCCCAUUUGAGAGUGCACGCACAGGAGAAAGCAGGGUGCUCUGUUGUCAUCUGGGGCAGCCUCAGAUUUAGGAGUGCUCGAUUUUGUCUUGGUUUCUAGAAGGAAGGGAAAUGAUAUUAGGUGUCAGCAGCGCUGGGCUCAGUAAGUUUUAAGUCUUAAUUUUAUAGAACGCAGGGUGACUCUGCUUCUGUGGCCUGUUAGUUACCAGGAGACGGAGGAACAGCUCUGUGACCUGGGAAGGUCAGAAGUUGGGCUAGAUUGGGUGGUUCUUCCCUUUAAGGAAACAUAAUGUCUGCCCUGCAGUGGCCCACUGGGAGAGAGUUGGGCUCUUCGCCUCCUGUUGCUGUUCGCCCCUGUCCUUUUCAUCCAGUCCUCUGUGAGUCCCAGCUGGUGGUGGGCUUCCCAUCCUGGAAGAGGGAAGCCAGGGGUGUGAGUGCCCUGCCGAUUUCCUGUCCCACCCUCCACUCAGAGGCCAGGGGAAAACAGGCAGUAAUUGGAAAAUCUUUCAGAUAAAAUGCCUUUGGGAGUCCAUAGGAACCACGAGCACCCUUUGACAAACUGAAUGCCCCCUUUUUAAACAAACCUGAGCAGCCUCUGGACUGUACUCCACUGUGAGUGUUCACGUCUAUGCCGCAGCUUGGGGUUUCCCUUCUUUUGUAAUGGGUUAUACAGACCCGCAGUGGUUCAAUCUGUCAUCUCUCGUGCACCGUGGUUUUUAUGCCUCUUUAUUUCUGUAUCACAGCUAGGUGAAUACCAAAAAUAAGUAAAUAAAUGCUUCGUAGAAUACUUGUACUUAGUUUGGAAAAAAAUAAAUCGAAAUUGCUA